AUGACCGAUAUAUUAACGCAGAUCGUUGAAAGAGGCUCUUGUAAAGCGACUAUGAUCAUCCGCUAUCACGUCGUUACGCCUGGGGAUCCUGACGACUUGUUUUGGCACCUGCUGCAAAUGUGUACAUAUCAUAUGGAUAAUGGACGUGGCCUCUUGCUAGAGGACGGCGUGGGGCUGUCAGCGGAGCCGUUUUCUGUUUCUGUGUGGUACAAUAAAUUCUUCCAAGUCUCGAGGCAGGAAUCAUUAGCAUAUGGGACGACGAUCCUCGGGUUUUUGGUGAGGUCAAUUAUGGGAUGGGGGUUUAGAGGUGCUAGGCCUGCGGCGGAACUUUUGAAAAAAAGUAUCAGGGCAUUUGUCGAACUUCUUGUUUCCAAAACUUCAAAAAAAGAAACUUGCGGAUACUUUGGAUAUGUCUCAUACUCCCAGCUCACUGCUGCUAAUCGCGAGGGCAAUUUCGUUGCCCUUAUAUACUACAGAAUGAUACUAGGGUAUUAUUCCAACAUACCCAAGCACGUGUUGAAAUGCUCAGGUCGUCCACAAAAUGAUCAAUGUGAUGAUGGAGGAAUAACUACGGAGCAAUGCAUCAUUGUUUCCUCGAACGUGAUGCGCUUGGAAUUCCAACAGCGCCCGCGUUGGGGAAUCAAGAUGCAGGUCGAACAUUAUUUAAAAAUGAACCCCAAUGCAUAA
Molecule: messenger RNA, 687 nt
Organism: Laccaria bicolor S238N-H82
Lineage: Eukaryota; Fungi; Basidiomycota; Agaricomycetes; Agaricales; Hydnangiaceae
Exons: 9
Coding region: 1-687 (228 amino acids)
Source: RefSeq, a predicted model, not a curated record